GCAUCUUAUGUACAAUAUGGCGAUUUCAUGCUUGGAGCUGAUUGGUUCCAUUUGGUCUUAUGCUAUGUUUAUGUAGCUUAUGUCAUUUUGAGUGUGAUGGGCCAAAAUAAUCAAGAUCAGUUUGUGGUUAUAAUUAUUCAGACGACGGCGAACGUUUUGUCGUGCCAUUUGUGAUCCACGCGAAUCAACGCGAAUAGCUCGUUGCGUAUGCAAUCGAGCGAACAGCGAAAUUCGAUAAAAAGACUCACAUAUACGAUGGCAUUGAACGAUUGCGUAGACCCGGAGCGGGUAGUAUGUGGCUUUAGCGCAUUCAAGGAAAUAGACGAAGUGACUGCUUUGAUAGCGGAGUUGAACCAGCCCAAUCUGCUGACGAGUCACGUCGAGCGAAACAGAGAUCGCUUUAAUUUUAUCUUGUCCCAAUAUCAGGAUCAGCAUCAUCUUCUAGAUCCGUAUCUCGAGCGUAUCCUGGGAUCCUUGCUGUUGGUCAUCAAAGAUGAUGUAUGCCCGGAAUGUGUCAAGCACAACGCGUUCAAGUAUCUAUUUAUCAUCAUGUCGGUGAAAACGUAUAAGAGAAUUGUCACUUAUCUUCCGCACGAAGUGGCGGACCUUCUGCCAGUGUUAAGAAUGCUCGAAAAGCAAGACCCGAAUGAUGUAGAGACAUGGGAGACUCGAUAUGUCCUGCUUAUUUGGUUGUCCAUAAUUUCUAAAAUACCUUUUCCUUUGUCUCGUCUGGAGACAUCCAAAAAUAUAGAUCUGGAGCAAACCAUUAUUGUCAGAAUUUUAAAAGUAUGCAAAUUGUAUUGCUUGUCGAAAGAUUCAUGUGCCGUGGCGGCUGUUUUUUUAAUAGCAAAUUUUUUAACACGGUCGGAUGUGAAGAAGUUAUAUUUGGAAGAAAUGAUAAUGUGGUGCUUAAAGUGUAUAGAAAAUGAUCCUUUGAGACAUGGCCCUUUAGCUGUAAUAGCCUCGAUAUUAAAGCAUAGUGCGAGAGAAGACGUUAAACCAUAUAGUCAGAUACUUCUCGAUAAUAUAUUGAAACUUCAGUUAAGCGACAAUCCAGCGGAUCUUAUUAGAAAAUUUGGAAUAAAAGUUGUCCAGCGCAUAGGUCUAGUAUUGUUGAGAACAAAAUUAGCGUCUUGGCGCUACCAGAAAGCAAGUCAUCCAAUCAGCAUUAUACCUAACAUCAAAACGGAUAAUAUUGAUAAUGCUGAAAGUAAAAUUAAUAAUAUUAAAAAAACCAUUUCGAACGACAGUGAAGAUCAGGAGAUUUCCCCAGUUAUUGAAGAUAUAAUAGAGCAACUCAUUCAGGGUCUUCGGGAUAAAGCGAUUAUUGUAAGGUGGUCUGCAGCGAAAGGUAUUGGCAGAAUAACCGCGAGAUUGCCGAUAGACUUAGCCGACGAUGUAUUAGGAUUCGUGUUGAAUCUCUUCUCUGGGCGAGAAUCAGAUUCAGCUUGGCAUGGUGGUUGUUUGGCGCUCGCUGAACUUGGAAGACGUGGCCUAUUGUUACCUCAUCGUUUAAAUGAUGUUAUUCCCGUGGUACUACAAGCUCUAGUCUUCGACGAACCCAGAGCUUAUGGAUCGAUCGGUUAUUUGAUCAGAGAUGCAGCUUGUUAUAUAUGUUGGUCUUUUCCAAGAGCCUAUGAUCCGCACAUUUUCGAACGUUACCUCAAAGAAAUUGCGGCAAUGUUGUUAGUUGUAACGUGUUUCGAUAGAGAGAUAAACUGCAGAAGAGCAGCGUCUGCCGCGUUUCAAGAAAACGUAGGCAGACAAGGCAAUUUUCCGCAUGGUAUAGAUAUACUGACUGUCGCCGAUUAUUUUGAAGUUGGUGUGAGGAGUCACACGUACCUCAAAAUCAGCGUACAAAUUGCACAAUACGAAGAAUAUACAAAACCUUUAAUAGAUCAUUUAGUGACAAAGAAGGUCACACAUUGGGACACUUCAAUAAGGGAACUUUCAGCCAGAUCGCUUUUCAACCUGACAGCAGCUGAUCCGCAUUACAUGAUAAGUACAGUACUGUCAACAUUAUUGGAUAUGUUGAAUUCUAUCGACUUGAAUGUUAGACACGGUGCAGUACUAGCUACUGCGGAAAUUCUUGAAGCUUUACAUAAUCACUUUAAUGAUAAAAUUGAAUAUAUUAUUGGAACCGCGGCUGUAGCUGAUAUACAAAAUAUAAUACGAACUUUCAGGAAUAGAGGACAAUUUAAAGGUCUUGGAGGAGAACUAAUGAAACAAGCUUGCGCCGUGUUGAUAAAAAAAUGUUCCAUGGUUCAUUUUCCUGUUCAUUUCACAGAUGUUGUAGAUGACUGGCAGAAAUUAUUAGAGGAAUGCUUGAGCCACGAAGUAUCGGCAGUUAAAUUGAAAGCGGCCGAGGCGCACACAAACUUCUUUCUGGAAUAUUAUGUUGAUGUUGAUUAUGACACACGAAAUGCUGUGGUGAAUCGUUAUUUGGAGUCCUUGCAAUCGAGUAGUCAGUCCGUUAGAAUAGGAUUUGCACAAGCAACAGGACAUUUUUCGUUGUUUGUAAUUCGUGAAAGAAUAAAAGAUAUCAUAAAUUCGUUGAUCACGUGCACUCAUAUAACCGAGAACACGCUGAAAUGGGCAGAGAGUAGAAAACAAGCCUUGCAAUCUCUAACAAUGAUACUACAAACGUUAGGAAUCGAUGAAGCCGACAAAUGGCAACCAUUUGUGCCGGAUGUGUACGACUGUUACUUAUUGGCUCUGAAAGAAUAUACGAUAGAUAGUCGCGGAGAUAUAGGCGCUUGGGUGAGAGAAGCGGCUAUGAUUGGAUUACACGUGUUAACAAACCUAGUAUCACAAGCAAAACUAUUGUUUGUGUUGAACGAAGACUUGAUGGCUGGUAUUGUUGGUGGUGUUGCACAGCAGGCUGUUGAAAGGAUAGACGGAAUUCGGGCUCAAGCUGGUAUUGUAUUCAGUUCUCUUAUACACAGCAAUCCGCCACUUCCAAAUAUACCACAUCAUAAUGAAUUGAAAACUAUAUUUCCUUAUAACGAAUGCAAAGAAAUUGAGUGGCGAAUGGAAUCGGCAACGUUUCCACGAUUUAUCAAGAUGUUGAGUUUUCCAUCGUAUAAAAUAAACUUGUUACGCGGAAUUAUAUUCAGUGUCGGCGGUUUAAGUGAAUCUUUGGUAAAAUAUUCGAGUGUUUCUUUAUUUACUUAUCUGCAAGAGAUCGACGAAGUAGGUUUAAGAGAUUUUUGUGAAAAGAUAUUAAAUAUAUUCAAGGAAAAUCAUAAAAAUGAAAGAAUGAUAACAUCAAUGCUGGCUUUUUUGGACCGUUUGUUGAGUUCGGGCUGUAUUCAGUCUAUCUUGGACGUAGACUAUACAAUCUCAGAGCAUAUGUUGACGCUAUUAAAACACGAAAUAAAAUAUUCCAACAAUAUAAAAUUGCUCAUUAGUAGUAUAAAUGUUUUUUGUCAGUUAUUACAGGUACGAGGACCCGUAGCAAAGAGAGCGUUUUGCCAAUUGAGUAUAUUUUUGUGUCACAAAUACACAAGUUUAAGGAGGACAACGGCUAUACGUACUUACGAAGCAUUGACUCUUUACGGAGAGGAGAUGGAUAUUGCAGAAGAAGAUUUAGCAAAUGUACUUGCAAAAUUGAAUGCGACGGAUUGGGAACAGCCAAUCGAAGAUUUACGUCCGAUCAGAAAUAAUUUGUGCGAAUUAAUGAAAGUACCUGCUCCAGUUUUGCAAACAAAAUCAACGAAUUGAGAAAAACUUGUUUGCGCUCACAGAUCUCUUAGUUUUUUAUUAGAAUUAUAUUUUUUUUCUACAGUUAAAUAAUACAGUAAGGCAUAACUUCAGCAGUAAUUGUAACAAUUUCCAAUUAAAUAAGACUAAUACAGUAUAAUUUAAAAAUAUUGUAAAAUAUGUAUGCAUAAAUUAUCUUUUUCUAUCAUGCAAGCUUGUACAAUUUGUAAGAUGCAUUUGAUAAUUUUCAUCGCAUAUAUUAUACAAAAUAAACAUAUUUCUAUAACUUCUCUCAA
Molecule: messenger RNA, 3998 nt
Organism: Monomorium pharaonis (pharaoh ant)
Lineage: Eukaryota; Metazoa; Arthropoda; Insecta; Hymenoptera; Formicidae
Gene: TBCD
Product: tubulin-specific chaperone D
Exons: 17
Coding region: 208-3723 (1171 amino acids)
Biological process (GO): tubulin complex assembly; microtubule cytoskeleton organization; post-chaperonin tubulin folding pathway
Cellular component (GO): lateral plasma membrane
Molecular function (GO): beta-tubulin binding; GTPase activator activity
Source: RefSeq, a predicted model, not a curated record